This is a messenger RNA of Pyrenophora tritici-repentis Pt-1C-BFP, 450 nucleotides long. Its product is annotated as SPS1, Serine-threonine protein kinase. Gene Ontology annotation, biological process: protein phosphorylation. The record is from RefSeq and is a predicted model, not a curated record. NCBI's taxonomy places the organism in Eukaryota, Fungi, Ascomycota, Dothideomycetes, Pleosporales, Pleosporaceae. Gene Ontology annotation, molecular function: protein kinase activity; ATP binding.
AUGUCCACAAAUCACCCCCGCAGCGAGUUCUUCACUUUCCAAAAACUUACGCAAACCACAUACCUCACAAAACACAUCCCCACAUCAACUCUCUACAUCGAAAAACGUACCCUCCCUACCCAAUCCACUUCCCCCUCUAUUCUUCGCGAAAUCGCCGCCCUAACCCGCCUCAAAAACCACCCACACAUAAUCUCGCUCUUCGCCUACAUCUCCACGGACCCCUACACAUCCCUCUACCUCCAACACUGCCCUCUCGGCAGCCUAGACAAUUUCAUAAAAAACGGCAUCGUCCUCCCAGAUGAAGGCUUUCUCUGGAAGAUCUUCUGGGAUCUAGCCCUCGCCGUGUGUUUUCUCACAACAGGAUAUGGAUACGAGGAGACGAGGCUGCUGGCGCUGGGAGGGAGUGUGGUAGAGGGGAAGAAGGGGGGCUGGGAGAAGUGGUACGGUUGA